ACAAGUAAUGCCCAAAUCAAAAAGAAAUACGAAAGUGAACCUAUCAAAGGUCGUAAAGGCAACGAAAGAACGAAAAGAAAAGUUGUUGAAUCAAAUCCGCCUGGCUGUAGAAGAAUAUGAUAAUGUUUUUGUGUGGGAGGAGCAUAAUAUGCGCAACAACACUAUGAAAGAUCUGAAAUGUAAAGAGUGGGCUCACAGUAAGUUUUUUUACGGAAAAGUCAAGUUAAUGGCUCUUGCUCUUGGAAAAACUCGUGCGUUGGAAACUCGAAAAAACCUUCACAAAUUAGUGCCCCACUUGACUGGACAUGUUGGUCUUUUGUUCACAAACAAGGAUAAAACUGAAGUGAAAGCCUUUUUCGAAGAAUUUUCAGCGUUUCAUUAUGCGACAUCUGGCGAAACCGCCACAGAAUCAGUUGUAUUGGAGGCUGGAAUCUUGGAUCAGUUCCCACACAGUAUUGAGCCGCACCUGAGAGAAUUGGGGAUGCCAGUAAAGUUGAACAAAGGCUCAGUAGAGCUGAUGAAACAAUAUACGGUCUGUACCGAAGGAGAACUAUUACGCCCUAAUCAAUGCCGUAUCCUGAAACUGCUGGGAUAUCAGAUGAGCAAGUUCACCAUAAAGCUAAAAUGCUGUUGUUCAAAGGAUGGAAAAUUUGAAGCAUUAUAAAAUGAUACAGCAUUUGUUGCUUUUAAUUUUGAUCCUGUUACACACCAUUUAAAAAAGGCUUUCAAAUUUU
This is a messenger RNA of Symsagittifera roscoffensis, 734 nucleotides long. RefSeq names its product mRNA turnover protein 4 homolog. The transcript has a single exon. Gene Ontology annotation, biological process: ribosomal large subunit assembly; ribosomal large subunit biogenesis; nuclear-transcribed mRNA catabolic process. Gene Ontology annotation, molecular function: RNA binding. Gene Ontology annotation, cellular component: nucleolus; preribosome, large subunit precursor. The record is from RefSeq and is a predicted model, not a curated record. The coding region runs from base 8 to 664 and encodes 218 amino acids. Lineage: Eukaryota; Metazoa; Xenacoelomorpha; Acoela; Convolutidae.